Molecule: messenger RNA, 4103 nt
Organism: Acanthoscelides obtectus
Lineage: Eukaryota; Metazoa; Arthropoda; Insecta; Coleoptera; Chrysomelidae
Source: the annotation of a GenBank genome assembly
GUUUUGACGUUGCGUCAUGCGUCGUCCGUAUCGUCGUGGCGACCUCUGUGCUCGGUGAACGUGUGUCGUGGAGAUUUCAAUUUUCGUUCCAUUUUUCAUCCGUGCAUGUAUUUUGUGUUUUCCAUCUGUAAAUCCUCGAAAGAUGACGACCCAGCCACCAACUACGCCUGUUCCAAAGCGAGGAAUUGUUAAACAAGUAAUAUUUAUUUUAUUUAUACUUUCACGGCGUUUUUCUGUACAUAUUUAACGGCGAUAGGUAUCGGGACGAAAAUCUAUAACACACUUUUGAAUCUUGCUCUGCUGGCAUGCUGGAUUGGCAUAUGUAAUUUACACUGUAGGUUCUACAUGUGAACGUUCUAGAUGUAUCUCAGCUAGUUCGUAAGGACGUUUAAUUCAGUAUAGUCAUCAUUCGAUGAAUAUUCCGCAACUUUAACAUCUAGGUUAUGGAAGUUGACUUGUGAGUUGGCAUGUGUUGGUGACGACCUAAAGUACUAUCUGCUUUCAGAUUCUCUCAGGAGAUUCUGUCAUAAUCAGGGCAACUGUGGGAGCUCCACCGCCCGAAAAACAAAUCAAUUUUUCGGGAAUUACAGCUCCAAAACUUGUUCGAAGAGGUACAGAUGGUGGAGAUGCCACUAAGGAUGAGCCAUGGGCUUGGGAAGCUAGAGAAUUCCUGCGUAAGAAGUUGAUUGGAGAAGAGGUGUAUUUUACUGCUGAGAAACCACCGAAUGCUCAGCGAGAAUAUGGGACCGUUUUCUUGGGGAAAGAUUUUGCUACGGCUGAAAACAUCACUGAAUCAUUGGUAUCCGAAGGAUUGGUGAGCGUAAGACGCGAAGGCGUGCGACAAACUCCCGAACUGACCCACCUUUGCGAACUCGAAGACGCUGCUAAAGCCGCAGGAAAAGGAAAAUGGGGACCAAACCCAUUGGAACAUGUGCGUGAUGUCAAGUGGACAGUGGACAACAUGAAGGCGUUCGUGGACAAACACGAGUAUCAACCCAUAAAAGCAGUCAUUGAACAUGUACGAGACGGGUCUACCGUACGCGCUUUACUGCUGCCAGACUUCUACAGCAUCACUCUAAUGAUUUCUGGUAUACGGUGUCCAGGCUUCAAGUUGGAUGACAAAGGAAGACCGGACCCGAACAUCAAAGUGGAAUAUGCCGAGGAAGCGCGUUAUUUUGUCGAAGUACGACUUUUACAAAGGGACGUCGAGAUCGUCCUGGAAUCUGUGAACAACAACAAUUUCAUCGGUACCAUCGUCCACCCUAAAGGAAACAUCGCUGAAUUGCUGUUGAGAGAAGGAUUUGCGAGAUGCGUAGAUUGGUCAAUAAGGAAUGUGCGGUCUGGCGCUGAAACUCUGCGAGCUGCGGAAAGACAAGCAAAAGAGGGCAGAAAACGUCUGUGGAAGGACUACGUGCCAUCAACACCGAGGAUCACCGGCAAGGAAAGGGAAUUCAAUGCGACGGUCAUGGAAAUCAACAACGGCGAUGCACUUGUCGUGAAACUGCCUGACGGAAAACUGAAGAAGAUCUUCCUUGCCAGCGUACGCCCUCCCAGGGAAGCCGGACGAGGUAAUGACGACGAUGGCAAGCCUUUACCUAGAUCAAAGUCUUUUCGACCCCUUUAUGACAUUCCGUAUAUGUUCGAAGCGAGGGAGUAUUUGAGGAAAAAGUUGAUUGGAAAGAAAGUUCAUGUCGUUGUCGAUUACAUUCAGGCUGCUAGAGAUGGAUAUCCUGAAAAAACUUGCGCUACCGUCACCGUUAACUCAAAGAAUGUUGCCGAAGCGCUAGUUUCUAAAGGACUGGCGACCGUCGUGAAAUAUAGGCAGGAUGACGAUCAACGCAGCUCACGAUACGACGAUUUGUUAACCGCUGAAAAUAAAGCGAUGAAGUCUCUGCUGGGUCUUCACUCGAAGAAAGAUGCUCCUCCUCUGCGCGUCACCGAAAUCGAUUCAUCGAGAGCAAAAUUAGAAUUACCCUCGUUACAAAGGGCGCAACGGAUUGACGCUAUUGUCGAGUUUGUGACCAGCGGAUCGAGGUUGAGAUUGUACAUUCCUAAAUCUAACAGCUUGUGCACUUUCCUUUUGGGAGGAAUAAACUGUCCGCGAGCUAGCCGCCAAGAUACAGGGGCAGCUGGUGAUCCUUUCGGCGACGAGGCGCUUGCAUUUACAAAAGAAAAAUGUAUGCAACGCGAAGUUUCCAUUCAGGUUGACACGCACGACAAAGCCGGCAACUUUAUCGGCUGGUUGUGGGUCGAUAACGUUAACAUGUCGGUCGCUUUAGUGAACGAGGGAUUUGCUUCUGUGCACUUUACUGGGGAAAAAUCGCAAUAUGCUCAACAACUGAAAAGUGCCGAAGAAAGCGCGAAAUCUCAAAAAUUGAGGAUAUGGAAGAACUGCGUGGAAGAAGAGAAGGUCGAGAAAAAGGAAGAAGAAAAAGUGCCCACAGAUCGACAGAUCAACUACGAAGAGGUCGUCGUCACUGAAAUAACGCCAGAAGCGCAUUUCUAUGCCCAACUUGUGCAAGACGGUGCCAAAGCGGAGGCUUUAUCGGCUAAGCUGCGUCAAGAAUUCGAUGCAAACCCGCCUUUGCCGUGCUCGUAUAACCCGAAAAAGGGAGACCUUUGCGCUGCCAAGUUCACCGUCGACGACGUAUGGUACCGCGCUAAAGUCGAGAAAGUCCAAGGAGGUCAAGCUACAGUACACUACAUCGACUACGGUAACAGAGAGACUCUUCCUUCGAGCCGUCUUGCCAGCCUACCUGCCGCUUACGCUUCGGACAAGCCGUUCGCGACCGAGUACAUCCUGCCUUACGUGACCCUGCCCAAGGAUGACGAAUAUGCGGCGAUGGCGCUGAAAUAUUUGAAGGACGACACUGCGGUACCUAUACUUCUGCUGAACGUCGAGUAUCGCGUCCCCGGAUCCCCUCCAGCUGCAUCGCUGCACACCGACAAAAUCACCGAGGCAGAUCUCGUACGGAACCUUAUCCAGGAGGGUCUGCUUAUUGUUGAAAAUGUCAAGGGCAGGCGGCAAAAUAAACUGCUGGAGAGUUAUAAAGAAGCUCAAGAACAAGCUAAAAGGGAGCACGUGAACAUCUGGGAGUAUGGCGAUAUCACUGAAGACGAUGCUAAAGAAUUUGGGCUUGGUAACUGAGUGGCAAAAUCGACCAGUUCAUUAGGACAGUCAAAAUAUAUACAUGCAUACAAGUCACGUUCAUCCAGCUGGACUUCCAUUAUGGCGCUUUGGCAUAUAAAUACCUUUGAAAAUAAGAUAUAUUUUUCUUAACACAAUAUCUAGGUGUAUUCUUGUUUAUAUAUAUACAGGGCGUCCCAACAUUCCGUGGACCUACGACUACGACGUAUUUUUAGACUCAAAAUAAGUCGAUUUUUUAAAACAUAUUUUUUUCAUAUAUUUUUGGAACCUAGUCCGAUUUGAAUGAAAUUUGGAACACAUAAGUUUUGUUAUAUGUUCUAAGAUUUAUGAAAAACCCCUACAUAAAUUAUUGCAGAGUUUUUUGACAAAUUUCCCGACGACACUGAUUUUGUUUUAUUCAGCAGAUUUUUUUAUUUACCUAUUUUUUGUGCCCUAUUACAAUAGGCCACGUUUGAUAGUUUUCGAGAAAAAAAUUAGAGGCAUCAGUAGAUUCCCAAGCGUCUUAUUAUCUAAAAAAUGUUUUAAAAAUAAAACAAACUAGGCACUUUUGCUUAAUCAUGUCCAACCAACUGAUUUUGAGUCAAAACAUACGCGGUACUUCUAUGUCUACGGAAUAUUGGUGGACAUAGAAUACAAGGUGUUCAGAAAGUGUAGGAUAAUACCGCAGCUACAAAUAGACCUACCAUAUGGCAAAAUUUCGUUUAAUUCUUUCACAUCGCUUCGGCGUAUAAAUAGCUAUAUGAAUACGGUAUAUUUUUAUUAACACCAUAUUUAGGUGUAUUUGUUGUUUUUAUGUGUAAUUUAUAUAUAUAGAUAUCAUUGGUGGCCUUGUCUUUGUAUUUAUCGCAUCUUUUUUUGUCAAUCGUAUACAUUCUUGUACAGAACAUUUUAUGUAUAUUUUGGAACUGAAAAUCAGCCUGAAUUGAAUAAAACAUCUAAGGAGGUACCGAUAUCA